Molecule: messenger RNA, 956 nt
Organism: Sitophilus oryzae (rice weevil)
Lineage: Eukaryota; Metazoa; Arthropoda; Insecta; Coleoptera; Curculionidae
Product: phosphatidylinositol N-acetylglucosaminyltransferase subunit P-like
Exons: 3
Coding region: 453-929 (158 amino acids)
Cellular component (GO): EKC/KEOPS complex
Source: RefSeq, a predicted model, not a curated record
AAUAAAGAAGUACAGCAAUAAUUUGAGUUUAUGACAGAAAACAAGGCGGAAGAGAAAAAUAAGAAGUUUAAAAUAAAAAUUAUACACUUCCUGUGCUGAAAAUUACCGUUCAGCAAAAGAAUAAGUUUGUAUUUUCCUCUGAAGAUCGAAAAUGAGCAACACCAAAGAGCUAGAAAUUGAAGUCGAAGUACCUUUUUCUAACAAGCAAAGUGCACAAAUAACAUUUGAUGUAUUAAGAGUUGACGAGGAACCUAAAAGAGGUGGAGUUAAGAGAGAAUUAACUUUACAGGAUAAAACUAUUAAAGCGAAAUUCAGUGGCUACGAGGCUAGCCACAUAAGGACAGCUCUAAGAAAACAUAUGGAAAAAGUAGAGCUAGUAGCUGAAACAAUAACCACUAUCGGGCAUCCAAAACCUGAAAGAUACAGUCAUUAUUAAGGAUAUUUGUCACAAUAUGCCACACCAUACGCCUGCCCCAACACCCAGCAGGGCCGUAUAUGGUUUUGUCAUGUUUCUAAGUUUACAGCUACUCUUUGCAAUUUAUUUAAUAUGGUCGUUAGUACCUAAGCAGUAUUUUGAAUUAGUCGGGUUCAAUUUUUUACCACAAAGACAUUGGGCAGUGUCAGUACCCAUCUUUAUACUUACAGCAACAUUUAUCUUUGGUUUCGUUAUUUAUCCCAGCUUAGGAUUGUUAAUGACACCUCAUUAUGACGAUAUAAGAACAAUAAUGGAUAAAACUGGUAGAAAAAUUAAGAAAAAUGCUGUAAUUUUACAGGAAGACGUUACAGAAGAUUGUAUUUGUAAAAGUAAAGAGAAAUGCUGGAAGGAAUAUUAUAAACAUGACAAAAACUUUAUUAAGAAAUCUAUACCGGCUGCAGAAGAUUUAAAUAUUUGGGAUGUAUCAGAAGACUUAUAUUUAAAUAAUAUGUAAUAAAUAAAAAUAAAGUUCGUAAUCAUA